CUUUUUGAUAUAUAUGUACAUGCUGUUGAGGCACCGUAUGGAAGCAUCAAGGGGAUCACAGUAACUGAUAAGGGUGCCUUGGUGAGGGUGAUUCUGAGCAGGAAAAAAGCUGCCGUAGACAUGGAAGAGAUUCAAAUUUCAGAGAAUUUUCAAGAAGAAAUUUGGGGUGGAAUUGAGAGAUGCAAAAAACUAUAAGGGACAAUUUCGUCAAUCAAAAUUCCCAAGUCUUCCCUUUCUCGUCCCUUCCGCAAUCGAACGACGGCUUCUUUUCCUUUUACGUUGCAGUUACACGAAAGAACAGAUCAUAAAUCCACCUGAAAAAAAAAGUUAGUUAAAAAAUGCCGCCGAAGAAGAAGCCUCAACCCCCCGGGCCUCGCCCAAGGCGUUCCCUUAGAACCGCCGCGAGACGCGCAGCCGCCGAAUCUGCUGCUUUAGCAGCAUCAAAGGAAGAUACGGAAAAGGCGCCUGAGGUUGCCGUUCCGCUUUCUGAAUCUGGCUCCGAGACAUGUAGGAUAAACGAGGAAGAUGAUGGAGAAAUGACGACGGUGACUACUGAUUCCGCUCCUGAAAGUGCAGUCUUGGAUUCUCCGAUUGGGACCGAAAGCGCUUCAGCGGAUGCAAAUUGUGGUGACGGAGGAUCUGCAAUUGGAGACGGAAGCACACAAAAGAGGUCGUGUGAGGAGGGAGGCCAAGCUGAUCGGAUUGAGAGAUUGAGUGGGGAUGAGAUUCGAGAGGAGAAAGUGGAGCAGAGUGGUGCUGAGGCGGGAACCCUAGGAACUGCCAUUGGAGACUCUGCUUGUGGAGGAGGGGGAACGAGUCCGAGAGACGAUGUUGUCGCUGAAAGAGUGGAGGCGGAGAAUGGAGUGAUGAAGAAGAAGAAGAAGGUGGUGAAAAUUGUGAGGAAAUUAGUGAAGAAGAGAGUGUCCAAAGGGGUUGAAAAGGGUAUGACUGCUUGUUGGAGCGAAGAAUUGGAGAGACACCAAGUAUUUGGUGAUACUAAUGCUACUUCUCUAAUGGCAGUAGAAAAGCCUAAUUUAGCUGUGGACGGAGCAGAAGAUCCUAAUUCCCUUACUGAUGGUUCUGUGGAAGUCAGAAAAUCUAAUUUAGCUGUUGAUGGAGUCGAAAACCUUAAGUCACAUACAUAUGGCUCAAUGGAAGUCAAAAAACCUAAUAUAGCCGUUGAUGGAGCACAGGAUCCUGCUGAUGAUUCAAUGGAAGUUGAAAAACUUAAUUUGCUUGAGGACAUAGCUGAAAAUAGUAACUCAGCAGCUGAUGGUUCAAUGGAAGGGAAAGAGUGUUCUGUGGCAGAAAUGCCGUUGCAACCUGAGAACAAUGUGAAUGUAGUUGUAAAGCCUACAACUGUAACUGAGGUUCCAGAGGAACGCCCAAACCUAGAUUUAUUAAGUGAAAAUUGUGAGUAUGGUGCUAUGUGUAAGGAGCUGGGUGGUGGAGCUGAGGAGGGAGUAAACGAAGAGGGGGAGAAGGGGGACGAUGUCAAUUUGACUGCGGAAGGUAAGACAGGUACAGUGGGGAUAGCUCUUAGUGGGGAAUUAGAGGCACUGGAGAGGAGGAAGAGGAGGCAAACAGAGAUUUUUAUUGGGGGGCUUGACAAGGACACCAACGAGGAGGAAAUAAGGAAAGUGUUUGAGGAUUCGGGGAAGAUUGUUGAGGUGAGGUUGUUGAUCAAUGGUAAGACAGGGAAGAAUAAGGGUUAUGGGUUUGUGAGGUUUUCUUCUGCAGCUGAUGCUAAGAGGGCAUUGGAGAAACACCCCCGAGUCAAGAUUUGUGGCAAGCAAUGUAGUCCCGCUCCAGUUGAGGGCAAUGACACAUUAUUUCUCGGGAACAUUGACAAGAAGUGGAAGAAUGAAGAUGUUAUCAAAUUGUUGCAAAAUAUAGGAAUUGAGAAGAUAGACAAAGUCACAGUUAUAGCUGAUCCCAAUAAUAUUGAACGAAAUCGUGGUUUUGCGUUCGUGGAACUUGAAAGUAAUAAAGAUGCUCAAAUUGCGUACAAGAUACUUCAAACAAACGACAUGCCAGGGAAGCUUCAGAACAUUAAAGUGGCAUGGGCUGAACCCUUGAGCGAGCCAGAUGAAGAAGAGAUGCUGAAGGUGAAAUCAGUUUAUGUGGAGUACCUUCCUUCCUCAUGGAAUGAGGAGAAAAUAAGAAGCUAUUUUGAAAAGUUUGGGGAGAUUGAAAAUGUAGUGCUUUCCCGUAAUCUACGUUCUUCUAGGAGAAAAGACUUUGCAUUUGUCAAAUUUGCAACCCGUGAGGCAGCUCUUGCAUGCAUAGAGUCAUUUAAUCAGGAAACAUUGAGUGACGAGGGAUCUAAGGUACAUGUUAAGGUAUCUCUUGCAAAACCACAACCGAAAAACAAACUGCACCAGAAAGUCUCCAAGACUAUCAGAACUGAAGUAAUUUCGAAGCAGAAGCCCACAGUAACCCAAUAUGAACCCAGAAACAAGAGCAUAUCUAGUAUUCACCAGAAUAUAAAUACACUAGAUAAUAGAAGGUCUUCUGCUGAAGUCGAACGACUCUUAGCAGAGCGAGCUUCUUUCCGGCAAUUCCAAUCUAGAUUUGAUACAGGCUCUCCCAUUGUAGGUGAUUCUUACUCCUUACCAGGAAGGAAGCGUCCUCCUCCUACAUUCGGAGACAAUUUGUACAAUACAGAACCUAGAGGAUAUCCUCGUAUGCGUUUGGAGAGUUCUUUUCCAGUUGCAAGUCCAAGUUACAGCACAUAUGCCUCUGGUGUUGGAGUGACAUCUCUUUCCCAUCAACAGCAACAAGGCACUGGUUAUAGAUUAGGCUUUGGGCGUCUGGAUUAUGCAAAUGGCUUCCAGAAUGAACAAGCUCCAUACCUUGGUAGAAACAGUCCGCACUAUAGAUACCAACAGCAGCCGUUCAAUACAGAUCGAUGAGAUCAUUUGAACACGUUGAAUGACGGUUAAACUAUCGCUGCUGAAGACUAUCUCGUCUCUUCAGUCGAUCAAGUUACUCAGCAGUCCAGUUUUCCACAUUGUACAGUCCCACAAAUUAUUGUAAAUCAAUGUGUUAAUUGACAUUCUUCAAUGGUUAACCUAUUGUAGUUCUGAUAUAAAUGUUUAUGCCAUACUGAACCACACUGCAUGGCUUUAUACAAUUCAAACCUUCUUUUUCUCCAA
Molecule: messenger RNA, 3158 nt
Organism: Tripterygium wilfordii
Lineage: Eukaryota; Viridiplantae; Streptophyta; Magnoliopsida; Celastrales; Celastraceae
Product: protein gar2-like
Exons: 12
Coding region: 339-2915 (858 amino acids)
Cellular component (GO): nucleus
Molecular function (GO): mRNA binding
Source: RefSeq, a predicted model, not a curated record